This is a messenger RNA of Porites evermanni, 620 nucleotides long. The record is from the annotation of a GenBank genome assembly. NCBI's taxonomy places the organism in Eukaryota, Metazoa, Cnidaria, Anthozoa, Scleractinia, Poritidae.
AUGCAGCUAACACCAGAAUCGCACCACCGUAUAGCCUGCAUCACAGACGUAAUUAACCUCCGUUAGUAAGGUCUGCGAAGCAGGGCAGAUGUCCUUGUUCUGGCCCCCAACGGAGUGGAUGAAUUACCGUUAGUGCGUUUCAAAUUUCCUUUCAUCCUGAUUGGCAAAUCGACAGUGGCUUUUUUAAAAGGCCAAUCAUGGCACGUACUCAAAUCCUGGUACACAAGUGUAGGCCCAGAACAAGGAUUUCGGCGCUGUUUCGCAGACGAACAUAACCAGAGUUUAGUUUUGCCUGUGGCGCAGGCUUACCACCGUACUAUGCAUGACUAUGCGUCCAUCGACGAGGUGCUGUCCGAGCUUGAGCUCAGGUUUAGCGGAAAUGAUCAGGAAAUACUGUGUUCUUUGGGAAACUUCUGUCACAGUGAAACACCUGUUAAACAAAGCUUGAGUUUUCCUGCAUUGCUAAAUUGUAGAAAAUCGACGGCGAGAUUUUCGAAGCCGAGCAGACAAUAUACGCGAGGUUUCGUCGUGUGCACGGAUUAGGCUACAUGACUGUUCCAGAAAUGCUGGAGGCAAUGCACGAGAAUGAUCUUUUUUUCUGGUGUUUUCUAAUGUGGUAG